Molecule: messenger RNA, 5699 nt
Organism: Macrosteles quadrilineatus (aster leafhopper)
Lineage: Eukaryota; Metazoa; Arthropoda; Insecta; Hemiptera; Cicadellidae
Product: cilia- and flagella-associated protein 44-like
Exons: 1
Coding region: 1-5628 (1875 amino acids)
Molecular function (GO): protein binding
Source: RefSeq, a predicted model, not a curated record
AUGUCAGAUUCUCAUUUAGGGGUAUCUUCAAUGUCUAAAAGCACCUCUAGGUUGUCCAAACGAGAUAGUUCACUUUCACAGAAAAGUUUAUCAGUCCAGUCAAGCAUAUCAGGACCAGAUAGUGAGGCCACCUUGGUGGAGGUGAAUCCUUUGGCUGAAGUUUUAACUUUUGAAUACUCUUUUGGUUACGACUGUCAGCAGCCUUUUAAUCUCUGUGUCGUGGACGAAAACACGUUGGUGUACUAUUCUGGAACCUUGAUUCAUAUAUUUGACCAUUCAACAAAAACAUUCUUAUUCAAGAGAAGUUACAGUGGUAGUGGAAUCGGCCACGUUGUGAAAAGUCCAACGGAACCUCAUCUGGCUGUCGGUGAAAAAUGUGCUAAGCCUCUGAUUGUGAUUUACGAAUGGCCAUCUUUUAACAUAAUAUCCAAAAUGGCCGGUGGGACAACACGUGGAUAUUCCCAUCUCGCGUACAGUCCCGAUGGAACCAUGCUUGUGUCCCAGGGAAGUGAGCCAGAUCACCUGAUUACUAUUUGGGACUGGAAGACCUCUCAAAUAAUCCUUCGUGUUAAAAGCCACGGUCAAGACGUAUUUAAUGUUGAGUUCUCACAGUUUGUACCGGGUCUACUGACUUCCUGCGGCCUGGGACAUAUCAAGUUCUGGAAAAUGGCUAAAACCUUUACAGGUCUGAAGCUCCAAGGAGAACUCGGCCGAUUCGGUAAAACUGAGCUCUGCGACAUCAAUGGCAUUUAUGCAAUGCCAGAUGAAAAAGUAGUAUCAGGUAGCGAAUGGGGUAAUCUGCUGGUCUGGGAAGAUCGCCUAAUCAAACUGGAAGUGAAACAGAAAGCGAAAGGCAACUGCCACAACGUAGACAUCUCGCAGAUACAUUACAAUGCUCAAACUGACGACAUAAUAUCAGUCAGUAAAGAUGGUUGGAUCAAACAGUGGAACAGAGUCACAAUUGAUACCGCUGAUCCCUCGGAUGACGAAGACUGGUAUUUAGAAAUGCAACCUUUGUUAGAGGUCUUGGUAAAAGAUGAUCUUGGAGAAGCCAAAAUUAUUUCACUCAGUAAAAAGAAUUCAAAUUGUGAAGACUAUGAUUGGUUUGGACAAGAUGGGAAUGGAGGAAUAUGGUCCAUUAGCCUGAAUGCUGAGGGUCCUCUACCUAGAAGGUUGUUCGUCUGUCAUGCAGGCUCGGUGGCAGCAAUGGCUACAUCUCCUGUUGGCCAUUAUCUGGCUACUCUCGGUAGUGACGGAUGUCUUCUAAUUUAUGAAACUAUUACAAAAAAUCUUUUGGCUCGCAGACAUUUUAGUGCACCAGGAACAGCUUUGAUAUGGUUACCUGUACACGUAGAAGCUACUGGGGCAGUUUUAGUCGGUGGAUUUGCCGAUGGAAUGUUGCGGAUGAUUGUAGUCAGUUUACGAGAAGUUGAAAGAGCUCUUCGUAAUGGUAACUCUUUCUCCCAAUCUCCAGACACGGCUACAAGUAUUAAUAUUAUACAGAGGGUGAAAUCUCACACCGCCCCGGUGACAGUAGUUGGCCUUAAUCCUCGAGGUAAUAUACUCGUCUCUGGGGGUAAAGAUUGCACGAUUUUCAUCUAUCAAAUUCUUCCUAAACGAGAGUAUAUUGUACUCCUUCCUGUAGGCUACUUACAACUCCCUGGUCCAGUUACUCACAUUACCUGGAGACCAAAACUAGCUGCAACUGCGCUUGUCGCUUGUGCUGAUGGAAGUUUAACCGAAGUUGGGCUACCAGAAAAAAGUACUAAUGAAAGUAGUGUUACAUUUGACCUUCAUUUGGCUAAGAAAACCAUACACUUCCAAAGUAUCAAGUCAGAGCUUAUUCGUUCUCAAGAAUUAAAAGAUAUUGAAUCUAAGAAGGCAGCGAAAACAGUAAAAAAACAAGAAGAGCUAGAAAAACUUAAGGAGGAUAAUCCAAAUCUGGAUAUUGAUGAAGAAUUAUUCCUAUUGGAUUCCGAUGAUGAGGUGGAAUUCCCUCCACUCUUCUAUCCAGAAACCCCUAGCCCUAUACUUUUUGUGGUAAUGCUACCAUCUGAUAACUUUUUGCUCUCGAUGGGUGGCUACGACUGUGGGUUUUUGUACGAAUAUAAUUUGGAGAGAUCUGGUUCUGUAAACAGUAUUCCAGUUCCUAAUGCAAUGAAUACACCUCUUCUCUGCUUUACCAAUCUAUGCUCAGGGCAGAUAACAGCAUUUGGCAUGGCUAACGGAGUUGUUCGCUUGGUAUCUCACAGCAAAGAAAGUCUUGAUAUGCAACAUUUCUUUGAUCUUCCCAUGCAUGAUACAGAAAAUGGAACUAUCAAUCACUUAUGCUCUAGUUCCGAUGGUAAAUAUAUGUUUAGCUGUGGUUCAGAUGGUAACAUUUUCAUGUAUAAUAUAGCUUCUUUACAUCUAGACCAUGGGGAUGUUCAUGAAAACAAUGAGAAAAGAAAGUUUUCUAGGAAGACUUCAGUCAUAUUUGGUCCUGUUCCAAGAGAAGUGGUGUUAGAUGCAGAUGGAAGGCUGGAGAUGAGUCUUGAAGAAACAAAAAUAAAUGCGCAAAAGAUCAAUCUCCUGAAAGUAGCAAAUGAACGCAAAGAAAAUAUUCGUCGUAAGUUGAUACACUUGCAAGUGAAAUUUGAGUACAUACUCGACAAAAACAACUCACUUCCUUUAAGUCAAAAAUUAAAUCACUCAGUAUUUGAAUUAGACUCUCGAAUCACGUCAGCUUUGCAGGAAAAAAUCGCUGAUGAUAUCAAACUGAUGAAUCGUCAGAUGUCAUUCAAAGUGUCUUGUUCACGCUUCCUCGUGAAGAAAAUGCAAAACCACUUUGUUGACAAUAUUGCUUGUCUUGAUGUCACUGUUAGAGCAAUAAAAAAUGAAGAUUUACGCAUAAAAGCUUUUACUCACAAUAAACUUUCAAAACAGUUCUUGGAAGCUGAAUGUGAAUUGCAGCAUGUUUUUGAUCCUCCGACUACAGUCAGUGAUCAUACCUUUGAAAUUGGAUCACAAAAGACUGGAAGUAUUGUAACUGUACACAGGCAGUCAAUCCUUGGUUCCAUGUUUAGAGCUCAGCCUUUCUAUAACAAAUUGACGUUAAAAGCACGUAAAGCAUUAUUCAAACAAGAAUUACGCAGAAAUAAAAGAGACCAGCGUGCUCAAAAGUGGCAGACAUUUUUGGAAUUGAAACCAGAUAUAAACAAAGAUGACCCAAAUGACAUAGCAGAAUACAAAAAAGCUGCCACAACCAUAGGUGAUUUCAACUUAAAAUCAGCGGAAACUUAUAAGGUGCCUCAGGAAAAAAGGAUGACACCAGCUCAAAAAUACUGGCAGAUGAUUCAACUUCAUAGAGAAAUUUACGAGACAAAAGAAGCAUUCAACAAAAAGGUGUGUGAAAUCCGUGGCUCUAAAAUUGCAUUAGUACGCAGAUUCAAGCAGUUGUAUCAUGAUUUGGAUACCAUCCAAGAAGAAAUAGCCCCAAUGUUUAGAAAAGAGAGAUUGCCAAUUCCAAAAUGUUACCUAAAAAAUAAUUUUCCCGAACAUAUAUUUAGACUUGAAUUUGGAGCUGAUCCUCUUGUAUACCACCCUGUUUCUGAGCCAUAUGAUGAGGAGUUCCAUGUUCUACAGAUAAAAGAUUCUGAUCCUGUUUCUACUGAAUUUGAUUUGGAAUCUGCAAGAUCAUCAUUUAUUGAUGACACCAACUCUGACACAGAAUGGGAGCACCAGCUGAAAGUUGUCAGAAUGGUAAAAACUCUUCACAGACAAGAAGCCAUAGUAAGGGAAAUGGAAGAAAGGAUAGAUAAAUUUGAUGAAAAGCUAGAAAAGUUAUGUGUGGACAGACUUAAAUAUGCCCGUGAUAUUAAACUCAUGGAAAUUUUUUACUUAACAUUAUACCAGGAGCUUGUAAUCAUUAACAGCUAUGCUGGUAGAGAACAUAAAAUCACUCAUAAAUUGAACAAUACAAUUCAAAUAAGAAAUGACAAGAUACGUCAGAAAAUCUCAAUUCAAGAUUGUAUUGAUUCAAAACAACAAGAUAUUGCCGUGUUGCAAAUGAAACUUUCAGACCUUCAAGAGCAUGUUUAUGAAAGUACUAUGAAUACCAAUUUUUCAAAAUUCCUGAAUCGUAUCUUUAAGAAAAAAAGAACAUCCAAAACUCAAGAUGAUUCAGAAAGUGAGUCUUCAACAUCUGAAGAUUCGUCAGAGGACGAACUGGGUGAUGAAGAUGAUGAAGACUUCAUACCACUAAAACUGGAUGAAAAUGUCUGUCCAGAAGGAUGUGAUCCUAAUCUAUUUGCAGAUAUUAUAAGCUCUAGAAACCAAAGGUAUGAGAUAGAAGAAAGUAUUUCAGAGUUACAUAAGCAUUUGGAAAAAUACCAGAAAGAGUUACAUGUCUAUAAUGGUGAGUUGUUUCGGUUGGAUACGGAUGCUCAAAACAUUACAGAGGAAUUUGAAGCGGUUCAGUUUGAAAAGCAACAAAAACUAAACGAUGUUGAAACUAUAGUUGUGCUAAAUUUAAGCCAAUUUCGCCACUUUGUAUCAACUAGCCACCCAGAAGAUGGUCUUGUGCGUGAUCCUUUGGUAUUUCAUAGUGAGGCUCUUUUUAAUCUGUCAAACAGAAUAGCUGAGCUGGAGGUGGAAACAGAAGGAGAAAAUCUCAAAAUCAAACAGCAAAAACUCUUGAGGCAACGUUUGAGUAAAAGUUGUAAAGAAAUGCAAGAAAUAACAAAGACCUUGAACAAACAGAUAAAAGAGGAGGUCAUAAAAAAGUUUGGAGAAGAUUUAAAUAUUGAUUUAAUGGAAGAUGAAAUUUUAAAAAAGAUGAUUAAUGAGGCCAGAAGGGACUAUGAAGUUGACUUGCUCAGAAAAAAGUACAACAAAAUUAUGUGGGAGGAAAAAAAAGAACUAUCUCGUCUUACUGAUGAGCUUAUCAGUUUGGAACAAGAAAAUUCCCGGAAAUUAAAACUGCAAACUAUGCUUGAACAUGAAACCUGGAAUUUAAAAGAACUUUUACGAACUCAAGAAAAAAAGAAAGGAAAAGUUAUCACUACCGAUGAACUUGAAAAAUAUGAACUCGAUGUGGAAAAUUUGAAUAAAGUUUUAAAAGAGCAGUUAAAAGUUAAAGAGGAGUUGAAACAUGAAAUAAGGGUUCUUAGCUACAAGUGCACACCACCAGAGGCCCAACAGAGACAAAAGCAAAGGGUGUUAAAACAGGAUGAAGCGGAUUCUGAAAUGACGGGUGUUUCCGAUGAGGUUAAACAGGAACCAAAAGAGUUUGAAGAUAGUACAGGCAUCCUUCAAGAACAUUAUGAAAAUGAGCAAACACAAUCUGAAGACCAUGUUAGCGUAGAAACAUUAUCAACAAUUGAUAACAUCCUGCAUAGACUGGCAUCGGGUAAAUCUGCGUAUGAUGUAGCAGUUUCCAUAGUUGAUGAAUUACUCGAUAUCACUUGUGAUGAGAAAAAAAGGUCAUCUGCUUUGGAUUGUGCUUUGCAAUUGGUUGACCAGCUUAUACGAAUAGCAACAGGGCAAGACUCGGAUGAUGUUUUACUUGUCGAGCAAUAUGCAGACAGUCUUUUAAAAAUGUCAAAAGAUUCAGAGGGAAACAGCAUGAAAUCAAAUCAUUCAAAGUAAAAUGUUUUUGUGUUUAGAUAAAUAAUGCAAUACUGUAAGUAGUUCUUUAGGCUCAAACUUUGUAUUUUGAU